This is a messenger RNA of Acanthosepion pharaonis, 927 nucleotides long. The record is from the annotation of a GenBank genome assembly. NCBI's taxonomy places the organism in Eukaryota, Metazoa, Mollusca, Cephalopoda, Sepiida, Sepiidae.
AUGAUUUUCCUACUUGUUACCUAUCUAUCUAUCUAUCUAUCUAUCUAUCUAUCUAUCUAUCUAUUUAUCGUAUAUAAAUAUGCCUCAUCAUUACAUCUAUCUAUCUAUCUAUCUAUCUAUCUAUCUAUCUAUCUGAUUGUUUGUAUGUCUCUACAUCUGUCUGUCUCUAUAUCUGUCUGUCUGAUUGUCUGCCUGUCUGUUUCAUUCUCUAUCUAUCUAUCUAUCUAUCUAUCUAUCUAUCUAUCUAUCCAUCUUGUUUGUAUGUCUCUACAUCUGUCUGUCUCUAUAUCUGUCUGUCUGAUUGUCUGCCUGUCUGUCUAUCUAUCUAUCUAUCUAUCUAUCUAUCUAUCUAUCUAUCUAUCUAUCUAUCUGAUUGUUUGUAUGUCUCUACAUCUGUCUGUCUCUAUAUCUGUCUGUCUGAUUGUCUGCCUAUCUAUCUAUCUAUCUAUCUAUCUAUCUAUCUAUCUAUCUAUCUAUCUUUGUCAUUCUGUAUGUCUGUCUGUCUAUCUUUUCUCAUUCUGUCUGACUAUCUAUCUAUCUGUUUGUUUGUAUGUCUCUGUCUCUGUCUAUAUCUGUCUGUCUGAUUGUCUGCCUGUCUGUCUCUAUAUCUAUCUAUCUAUCUAUCUAUCUAUCUAUCUAUCUAUCUAUCUAUCUAUCUAUCUCAGUCCAUUAUCUAUCUAUCUAUCUAUCUAUCUAUCUUUUCUCAUUUUAUCUAUCUUUUCUCAUUCUGUCUAUCUAUCUAUCUAUGAGAAUAGUGCCCGCAAAGGAGACGGCUAUUGCUAUGUAGAAGAUCAAUCUUGUAUUAUCUCCGUGACAAAAACCAGAUUACUAUCUAUAAUCGCAAUUUUACACUUUAGACACGUGAUCAUUAACAGAAAGAAAAUGAUCGUCGUUGCUUUGACGAAACUUUUCCCUGCUCAGGUCUGA